AUGGACCCCCUGGCUUCGGCAGGCAUAUCAGCCAGCGACGGAGAGAGCUUGUGCUCUUCGACUGUCACCAGGUCGGCUGGACCAGACAGAUGUCUGCGGUAUCCGCUUCCUGAAGGGUCAGUGCACGUGGUGGUGGCGAUGAGGGAUGCGAGCUGGACUAUGAAGGUGGUGGAGGACAUUGCGUUCAUGGGCUUGACCAACAGCAUCGUCUACCUCUACCGGAGGAUGGACGUAGGGAUCAACCUGAAAGGCUUGCUAAGCUCGGAGCCCACUGCUGGCUUGCCGUGUGGCAUCACUGUGGUAGAGAGAGCGUUGGUGCCCAACAGAGGAAACGAGGCAGCCGUGUACCUCUCGCACAUCGAAGAGUUCUAUGACAACCUGCCCAUGUUGAUGGUGUUCAUGCAUGACCAUGGCAUCGAGAGUUGGCACAGUCAGAGGCGACCAGUGUACAAGCGGUCCAGGGCUUACUACCUGGGGUUGGCGUCGCAGCUUGUGGACCCUAACACGCAUCAGCUGGUUUAUCCUGAGCUUGCAGCUCUGCCGUCUCAUGCGGUUCUGAUGGAGUUCUCAGCUACCGUGGUGUCUCUCAACAGCUGCUAUGACACGAUCUGGAGAGAGCCUCUCUGCUGGCAGCAGUACACCUUGAACUCGUAUGAGCGGGAGACUAGACCCUCCAUGACUUGUCAGGACAGCACAUGA
Messenger RNA from Guillardia theta CCMP2712, 699 nucleotides. RefSeq lists its product as hypothetical. Bases 1 to 699 code for a protein of 232 amino acids. The transcript has a single exon. The record is from RefSeq and is a predicted model, not a curated record. NCBI's taxonomy places the organism in Eukaryota, Cryptophyceae, Pyrenomonadales, Geminigeraceae.